AUUAAUUAAUGGUUUUUUAUAUAAUUGGUUUAGGACUUGGUGAUCAUUAAGAUAUUACAAUCAAAGGACUUGAGGUAUAGUAUAAGUAUAAAUAAGGCUGUAAAAACAUGCAAAGAAAUCUAUUUAGAAAGUUAUACAUCAAUUCUUGGAAUCAAUAAAUAAAAACUAUAAGAUUUUUAUGGAAAAGAAGUAAUUGAAGCAGAUAGAGAAUGUUGUGAAACUGGAAUAGAUAGAAUACUUGAAAAUGUUUCUACAGAUCCUUAAAAUAAUUAUGCAUUUUUAGUUGUUGGAGAUCCAUUUUGUGCUACUACACAUACAGAUCUAUUUUUAAGAGCAAUAAAAUUAGGAAUAAAAGUAGAAGUGAUUCAUAAUGCUUCAAUUAUUAAUGCUAUUGGUUGCACUGGUUUAUAAGUUUAUAGAUUUGGGGAAACAGUAUCUGUACCAUUUUUUACUGAAAAAUGGAGGCCUUAUAGUUUUUAUCCAAAAAUUAAGGCUAAUUUAGAUCAUAAUUUACAUACUUUAGUUCUUCUAGAUAUAAAAGUAAAAGAAAUUUCAGAAGAAAAUUUAGCUAGAGGAAAAAAAAUAUAUGAAGCUCCUAGAUUUAUGAGCACUCAAAUAGCAGUUGAAUAAAUAAUAGAAUCUGAUAAAUAAUUAGGUUUAAAUGCAAUAGAUGAAAAGACUAAAUGUUUUGGUGUAGCUAGAGUUGGAUUUGAGAGUUAAAAAGUAAAUAUUAAUUAUAUAAUGAGAUUAUUUCUGGAUUUUUGCAUGAGUUUUUAGAAAUAGAUAUGGGAGCACCUUUACAUUCAUUUGUAAUUUGUGCAAAGGAAUUACAUCCAAUAGAAGAAGAAAUGUUUUAGUUUUAUAGAAACAAUUAACAAAAAAUAGAUUGA
Molecule: messenger RNA, 890 nt
Organism: Paramecium primaurelia
Lineage: Eukaryota; Ciliophora; Oligohymenophorea; Peniculida; Parameciidae
Source: the annotation of a GenBank genome assembly